Messenger RNA from Medioppia subpectinata, 1866 nucleotides. The record is from the annotation of a GenBank genome assembly. NCBI's taxonomy places the organism in Eukaryota, Metazoa, Arthropoda, Arachnida, Sarcoptiformes, Oppiidae.
CUCUUCAACUUCUUUGAGUCAUAUCUCAACAAAUCGGACAAAACGGACGCCGAAGAAGAGCCCGAUCUGGCGCUCAACGACCACUUCUCUCAGUUUAUGGCCAACAGAGGGCCGAAGACACCGAUGGCUAACCGAUCCGUUCGGCGGAUCUCGUGUUUCGCGGACAUCGAGAACCAAAAGGGAGUCUUAAGACAGAGUUCGCCGAAUCGUAAAUGCGAUCAAUCGAUGGACGAGUCGAUGAGUGAAGUGACGCUUCCCUGGAAUCUGAAUGAUAUGAAUGAGAAAGAAGUGAUGGAUUUGAUGAACACAUUAGAGGAAGAGGUCGCCCACAAAGAGGCCAAUUGUCCGCAAUUGAUGGCCACUUCUUUGAGAGAGAAUUUUGAUAAACAAAUGCUUUUAUUUAAUGAUGCGAUCGAAGAGUUGGAAAAGACAUUCAAUGGUAGUCUCCAAGAGAUUGGCGUCAAAUCAGCCGAAGAAAGGUCGGAUCACUCGACGCAUUCAGUCCACGACUGUGAUCUCCACAAUGAUUACGACAAUCAAAAGCUCUUCAACUUCUUUGAGUCAUAUCUCAACAAAUCGGACAAAACGGACGCCGAAGAAGAGCCCGAUCUGGCGCUCAACGACCACUUCUCUCAGUUUAUGGCCAACAGAGGGCCGAAGACACCGAUGGCUAACCGAUCCGUUCGGCGGAUCUCGUGUUUCGCGGACAUCGAGAACCAAAAGGGAGUCUUAAGACAGAGUUCGCCGAAUCGUAAAUGCGAUCAAUCGAUGGACGAGUCGAUGAGUGAAGUGACGCUUCCCUGGAAUCUGAAUGAUAUGAAUGAGAAAGAAGUGAUUGAUUUGAUUAACACAUUAGAGGAAGAGCUCGACCACAAAGCGGCCGAUUGUCCGCAAUUGAUGGCCACUUCUUUGAGAGAGAAUUUUGAUAAACAAUUGCUUUUAUUUAAUGAUGCGAUCGAAGAGUUGGAAAAGACAUUCAAUAAUAGUCUCCAAGAGAUUGGCGUCAAAUCAACUGAAGAAAGGUACUACAGUCAGAGCGCGUUAUGCGUCAAGUUUUCAUACCCUCACAGAGCACUUCCAACACUUCCAGCGAUGGCCUACUCUUCGUAUUACGGGGGGAAUCGACGCGACAACAACACUGAGUCGGGAAUGUAUGCCAGAGACGGGUCACCCCCUCGGCAGCAGUCAUACGGUGGCCGGCGAUCACCACAAAUGGGUCGCAUCCCGAAGAUCAACCCGACCUCUUCGUUGGACGACUUGAGGUCAGAGUUCAAUCGCAUCACUGAUGACACGCCGCUGAAGGUGGAGGACAUGACGUGGGAGAAGAUGGGCACUAAAGUGCAGGACAUCCUCGAGAAGAGAACCAACGAUCCCAACAAUGAGGGCGAACAGGUAUUUCCGGCGCCGAUGCGGAAGAGGAACAGAGAUAAGAGAGAUAUGCCGUUGAUUAUUAACGGAAACAUAGUUCCGCGCAAAGACGCGCUUCUCAUUGAUCUGGUAUUGAACAACAAGUCCACUCUUGACGCGCAACUCACUCUCACUAAACACCCAGUCGUUGGACUCGAGUAUAUGAUUGAGUACAUCGAUCCCGAGGGUAUGUCGCCCCGGAUCUACUACUGCCGGCUCUGCAAACAGUUCAAUACUUGCGCUUCGGUUAUGGAACACGUGACCGGUUAUAACCAUCGCGUCCGCUUCAUUGCGAACAAAUACCCAAAUCAGGCGAAGACUUAUCUGUUGCCGGACGGCCGUCGAGCCAAUCGUAACGUUGCGCUCAUGCGUAUGGCUCAGGGAAGAGCUCAAGAGUUGGAGCUCGUGUACGGCAGAGGAGACUUCGAGAUCAGACACGAGAAGGUGACCAUUCCUGAU